Molecule: messenger RNA, 1194 nt
Organism: Branchiostoma belcheri (Belcher's lancelet)
Lineage: Eukaryota; Metazoa; Chordata; Leptocardii; Amphioxiformes; Branchiostomatidae
Product: tyrosine-protein kinase receptor Tie-1-like
Exons: 8
Coding region: 33-1034 (333 amino acids)
Biological process (GO): positive regulation of kinase activity; multicellular organism development; cell surface receptor protein tyrosine kinase signaling pathway
Cellular component (GO): signaling receptor complex
Molecular function (GO): transmembrane receptor protein tyrosine kinase activity; ATP binding
Source: RefSeq, a predicted model, not a curated record
AGCUGCCACAUGAAAACGACCACAUCACAUACAUGUACCACAGUAGAGACAGCAGCGGUGCCCAUGUCGUGGAACCAGAGGGAAGGGAUAUGGAGUUCAACCCAGACCAAAUAACAUUCCUGGAAGAACUAGGGGAGGGCCAGUUCGGGAAAGUCCACAAGGCAAAAGCGCACUUCGUCCAUGAUCAAGCAAGGUCGUCGACGAUGAUCGUUGCUGUCAAAACUGUGAAAGCCCACGCCUCAUCUGAAGUUCGGGACGACGUGUUGAAGGAACUGAGGAUGAUGAUGCGACUGCUGGACCCACACCCAAAUGUCGUCACACUGCUAGGGUACUGUACAAAAUCAGAUCCGGUCAUGCUGGUAGUUGAAUACGUGCCCAACGGAGAUCUCUUGUCGUUCUUGAGGAAUGACCGAGCCGCACGGAACGUGACGUACGCAAACCUGCACACGGAGAGCAGGACCCUGCAGAACACUGACCUCAUCUCAUUCGCCUGGCAGGUGUCCAAGGGAAUGUGUUAUCUAGCGUCCAAACAGUGCAUCCACAGAGAUCUUGCAGCCAGAAACGUUCUAGUAGGGAAGAACAAGACGUGUAAAGUAUCGGACUUCGGUCUGGCAAGGGAUGGACCAGAAUACAAGAAAGUUAAAGAUUCACCCCUCCCCCUACGCUGGAUGGCUCCAGAGACUCUGUCCAUAGAAAGGCUCUACACGACCAAAAGCGAUGUGUGGUCUUUUGGUGUGCUGCUUUACGAAAUUGUUACAUUAGGUUCCACACCGUAUCCUACCAUGUCAGCACAGCAGGCUGCUUUGGAGGUUCAAAUGGGGAUGAUAUUACAGAAGCCAACGCACUGCACAGGCGAUCUAUAUUUCAUCAUGGAGAACUGUUGGCAUUUCUUACCUGACGAGAGACCUCCCUUUUCUGAGCUCUCGGCUGCUUUAUCAAGGCUAGUAGUGGAUGAGAAGGAUCACAUCAUGCUGAAUCAGUACGACGAGCAUCAAUACGCCAACCUGGAGCGGUCAGCUGAAGAGGUCUGCUAGUAACAUCAAAUGUUAUCUACAAACAUUGCUACAUUACAUUAUCAGUAAACAUUGAACCCUGUAUGUAUCCAUGACUAUUGCAAUAAAGACGAAAAGCCAUUCUAUUUUGUUGCAUGUUGUUGCUUUUUUGCUAAGUCCCUGCCAUUUGUUAAGAGUUGAG